This is a messenger RNA of Bombina bombina (fire-bellied toad), 2731 nucleotides long. RefSeq names its product palmitoyl-protein thioesterase 2 (gene PPT2). NCBI's taxonomy places the organism in Eukaryota, Metazoa, Chordata, Amphibia, Anura, Bombinatoridae. Gene Ontology annotation, molecular function: thiolester hydrolase activity. The transcript is spliced from 9 exons. The record is from RefSeq and is a predicted model, not a curated record. Gene Ontology annotation, cellular component: lysosome. Bases 813 to 1703 code for a protein of 296 amino acids.
CUUAUCUGCAGCAUCUGCUUACUGCAGGUUGUGUAAACAAGAGACUGUAAAGCAGAGACAGAGACUGCUGAGAGAAGCUAGAGACAGCUCAGGGAACUCAUGCAGGGAGGGGAGAGACAGCUCAGGGAAAUAACACAAUGAUAAAUAGUACAGAGGGAAAUAUGGUCUGGAAAGAUAGGGAUCAAUUAGAUAACAACAGAGAAUGAGCAGCACAAGAAGACAGUGAAAACAGACAAGGAGACAGCACAGAAGUGAGGAAAGAAACCAACAGAUUAACUAGAGAGGGGAAAAGGAUAGAAGAGACAGCACAAAACUAAUUGGAAACAACAGAAAGCACAAUAAUAUCUUAUUAUAAAAUGAAAAGAGACAGCCCAAAAGAUCAGUGACAAUAAAAAUAGAACUUCACAAAGUACAGAAAGGGAUAUAGAAAGUAAAAAAGAGAAGAGAGACUGCACAGUAAGGGGACUUCAGGGAUAAAAAAGCCUAAGGAACUACCAAACACAUCUGAGAGACUGCUCUAAAGACAGUUUAGAAAGAGAAGACCGAAAGGGAAUGUUUUCCUUUACAGAAAUAGCUUGAAUGAGUAAAUAAGAAGAGAAAAACAAGUGGGAGAGAACUGAUAAACCACAAUGAAGAUAUCAAUUAGACUGUUCUGGGAAUGAAGAGACACCAGAAAUAAUAAAGACUUCCAGGUCUCAUGAUAGGAAUAUGAUACAACCAGAAAGACGGGACUCUAUAUGAAGGAGAUCUGAGGAGGAAACAAAUUCAGAGACUGUGUUCCCGAGAGAAGAGACCGCAGAGUUGAAAUAAACAUGGCUACGUCCUGCUCCCUGACAAUGCCCACUCUCCUAAUUUCUGUGCCAUUGUUUGUGUGGCUGGUAAAUCCCACACUGGGCUACAAGCCCAUCAUUGUGGUGCACGGUCUGUUUGACAGCUCUGCCAACUUCAAGAACCUGCUGGGAUAUAUCAAUGAGUCUCACCCCGGUACCAAUGUCUCGAUUAUAGAUCUGUUUGACCACAGGGAGAGUUUGCAGCCGCUUUGGAAACAGGUGGAGGGUUUUAAAGAGGCAAUUUACCCAAUCAUGCAGAACGCAGGCAGGGAUGGGGUACACCUGCUGUGCUAUUCCCAGGGAGGAUUAAUUUGCCGUGGGCUUCUACAGACUAUGCCCGAUCAUAAUGUUGAUACCUUCAUAUCUCUCUCCUCCCCUCAGAUGGGACAGUAUGGAGACACGGAUUACCUGCAUUAUCUGUUUCCAACAUACUUGAAAUCCAACCUGUAUCGAUUAUGUUAUACGAAAAUGGGGCAAACAUUCUCCAUAUGCAAUUUCUGGAAUGAUCCUCAUCACCAUGACAUGUACGUGAAUACUAGCGAGUUUCUUGCGCCAUUAAACUCAGAACGACCAGGACCAAAUGGCACAGAGUGGAGAAAAAACUUCCUACGCCUCCGCAGAAUGGUCCUCAUAGGUGGUCCCGAUGAUGGAGUUAUCACUCCUUGGCAAUCCAGUCACUUUGGGUUUUAUGAUGCAAAUGAGACCGUCCAGGAGAUGAAAGAGCAAAUGGUAUACCAGCAGGACUCUUUUGGUCUUCAUACUCUGGAUAAACGAGGAGGAAUCUCUGUGUUCUCCGUUCCAGGCAUCGUUCAUACCAUGUGGCAUUCAAAUGAGACAUUUUACAAACAGUACAUUGACAAAUGGCUAACUUAAAGCCACAAACCAUCUCCCUCUCCCUACAUGUUCCAAAACAAAAAUUGCACCUUGGAAGAGAAAGUGGAGUAACAAUUUCCUUGCCCGAACAGCAACGUCUUUCGCUUCAUCCUGCUAGAGCUGAGUAGACCACCUUGUUAUUUGACAUGAUCCAUAUUACCUAAUAUCUUACAUUUUAUUCCACUUCCUUUCUCGUUUUAUUCUUCUGCACCCAUUUUAUUUUGGUCUUCUUUUCCACUACCAGACAACGGCCCAUUUUACUUAGAUUACAUUAGGGUGCAUUACAUCCCAUAAAGCAGAUAUUUUAUUGAGGAUACAAAGCAGGAUAUUGACCUUGCAACUUUCUAACUUUUUCACAAUGGAAAAGGAAAUGGAUCGUCUAAUGUCCAACCCCCCUUUUUUUUUUUUUGCACAAGCAGGAGUUGGGCUUCCAAAAAAAGACUAAUUUGGAAAGGGAAUGCUUUACCAUUUUGCCUAAAAUUCCUUAACAGAGUUACAUAAACAUUGGUUGAAGGGAAAACAUUUUGGGAUGCUUUUCGGAUUCUUUUUGAAGAGUGGACUCCAUAUGGGAAGCAGCUUUAUAUUGUGCCAGACCCACAUUUAAUUAUGGAAGCCCUGUUGGUUUGGAUGGUACCCAGUUGUACAGAUUUAGCUGUUCCCUUCAUUGCUGCAAUAUGGGAAAUCAUUUACAAUGCAACACACCCAUCUUCCUUUAGCACAGACACACAACGGUCUACCUGGGCAGGUGGCUGGUAAUAUUUGUAUAAAAUAUUUUUAAAUUGUAGAUAGGGCCGGCCAGUAAAGCUCAGGGGGGAAUAUGUUAGUAUUUAUAAUUAUGGAACCACGUUGGCAGUGUUGCGGUACAUAGGCACAAGAGCUAACACUCCAUUGGAAGGAAAGGACUGUGUUAGCUGUGAAAUGUCAGGGAAAAAAAUGAACACUGCCCAAUAUAAACUUGUAAUGAUCAUAUGUUUCAGCUUUUUUUUAUUGUUAUUGUGUUGAAUAAACUAUAUGUGUGAAUUGAUUGA